AAUCGGAAAUUCCAUCUAAGACCGGUGCCGUGAAGCCUCGAAAUUACAAAACCAAAAUAAAGAAAGAAAAAGGGGAAAAGCCCUCGACUUCUUCACCAAUUUCUCCCCCAGUGCCUCAGUUCCUUGUUACCUUCCUUCUUCAGAGAGAAAUGAAGGCUUCUUUGAAAGGAAGAGGAAUGAGAAGAACACUACCUCCUCUGUUUUUCCUUCAACGCCGGCGAUGUCAAGCUACGCGCCUCCGUUACUGACGCCACCGUCGUCGACGGUCACAGCUUGGACGGCUUGACUUUAGCCGUCGAAAAGCCCGGAUCUUUUACCAUCGACUAUGGCGUCCCCAAAAAGGAUUUCUCGAUUUCAGUUUAUGAACACUGUUAGGGUUGCGAAGUUGCCCUUGAAGCUUACUUACAUUCACAGCAGAGGGGAUAACCGGACGGUUUUCGAUGGGGCGCUUAUGCUCGACUCUGCUAACAAGGUGUCUGGUAAUUACACGCUUGGUACGGGGAACUGUAAGCUUAAGUACAGCUACUUGCGCGAUGAGGUUAUCACUUUCGAGCAGUGUUAUGAUUGGGGGAAGAACAUCUGGGAUUUUGCGGUUUCGAGGUGAGUAUACUACGACGUUUUCAAGGCAACGUAUCAGACUUGGAACAGCGAUUUGGCUUUGGAGUGGUCAAGAAAUUCCAAGUUUAAUGGGACUUUUAAGGUAAGUAAAACUAUAUGGCCAGUUAUUUCCUCUGUGUUUCAUUUGAAUUUUCAGCGUUUCCAUUGCACAGUAUAUUUAACCAAGGAACUAUAUAUUUUAGAGAGCAGAAGUGAAUUGAGGCUCAUUGGAUAUGUGGGAUUCAAAUUGCGGUCGCGAUCGCGUUUUCGGUCGUGUUACGUUUAUUGCGGUCGCGGACAUAACGGAUGUUAUCGUGGUCACUACAGGUA
This is a messenger RNA of Hibiscus syriacus, 927 nucleotides long. Its product is annotated as outer envelope pore protein 24B, chloroplastic-like. The transcript has 2 exons. Lineage: Eukaryota; Viridiplantae; Streptophyta; Magnoliopsida; Malvales; Malvaceae. Gene Ontology annotation, molecular function: voltage-gated monoatomic cation channel activity. The record is from RefSeq and is a predicted model, not a curated record. Gene Ontology annotation, biological process: regulation of monoatomic ion transmembrane transport. Bases 326 to 604 code for a protein of 92 amino acids.